Molecule: messenger RNA, 2158 nt
Organism: Ylistrum balloti
Lineage: Eukaryota; Metazoa; Mollusca; Bivalvia; Pectinida; Pectinidae
Product: NSFL1 cofactor p47-like
Exons: 10
Coding region: 1-1143 (380 amino acids)
Biological process (GO): autophagosome assembly; proteasome-mediated ubiquitin-dependent protein catabolic process; membrane fusion
Cellular component (GO): cytosol; nucleus
Molecular function (GO): ubiquitin binding
Source: RefSeq, a predicted model, not a curated record
AUGGCUGACAACGUGAAGAAAGACCAAAUAAGUAAAUUUAUACAGUUAACAGGCACCGACACCGAUAGAGCUCAGUUCUAUUUAGAGUCAUCGAACUGGAACUAUGAGGUUGCUGUAGCUAGCUUUUUUGACAAUGAUGAUGGAGAUGAUGAUCUGUAUGAAGCUCCUUCAGCACAGCCUCAACCACUGCCGCCAAAGUCUACACAGCCCUCAGAAUCUUCAGCAGCAGCAUUUCCACCCUCCAGCUCACGAAAUUCCAGAUUUGCCACAAUAGGAAAUUACCAGACUCAAGAAAGUUCCUCAUCAGAGGAAGAUGAAGGCCAGGCCUUUUAUGCUGGGGGUUCUGAAACCAGUGGUCAACAGAUUAUUGGUCCAAAAAAACGUGAUGGGAAAAAAGUGGUGGAUAAUCUAUUUAAAUCAGCAAGAGAACAUGGUGCUGAGGAGGUUGAUAGGUCAGAGAAAGCACCAAAAAAGAGUAUGGCAUUUAAAGGUUCAGGAUACCGACUGGGAGAGACAGAGGAUGGACCAGCUGACAUAGUACAGGGAGCCCCCAUACAGUCAAGUCCUAGACAGGUUGAUAUGGUGCUUAAAUUGUGGAAAGAUGGUUUUAGUGUGGAUAAUGGAGAAUUGAGGGACUUUCAUAAUCCCACAAACAAAGAAUUCCUUGACUCUGUGUCAAGAGGAGAAGUCCCACAGGAGUUGAUAAGGCUUGCCAGAGGUGGGGAAGUGAAUCUGAACAUGGAAGAUCAUCGGCAGGAGAAUUAUGUGAAACCAAAGGAGGCCACAAAAGCUUUCUCUGGUCAUGGAAACAUGCUUGGCAGCCCUGCACCUAACAUAGCUGUAGCCUCCGCCGCAGCAGGAUCAGCAGCCGCAGCCUCUCGUAGCAGUGUAAAUGUCGACCAGUCUCGUCCUACCACAAGUCUUCAGAUUAGAUUGGCAGAUGGGUCGAGAAUGGUGGCCAAAUUUAACCACACACACAGAGUCAGUGAUAUCAGACAACAUAUAGUAGCAAAUAAUCCACAGUAUGCAGGUGCACAAUUUGUUCUCAUGACAACAUUUCCAAAUAAGGAGUUAACAGAUGAAACUCAGACACUGGAGCAAGGCAAACUUUUAAAUGCUGUGAUAGUACAAAGACUGAAGUGAAUGUCUAUUUAUGUGUAUUAGUGUACUUAGUCAUUCAGUCACUACGAGAGACCAGGACUUUGGAUUCAUUUCUCUCUGUUCACAGAACUAUUCAUCAGAUAAGAAACUUUGUAUUCCCAAACAACAGACCUGUUGUUAAAUUUGUUUUAUAUUAAAAUGCCUCUUGUGUUAAAAUAACAUGAGAUUGUACAGGUCUCUCAUAUCUAAUGGUGUCAGUCUAUCAAUGUUAGUACAAGUAUUCAGCAGCUUUGUAGCUUUUUAUAUGUUUUCACAAAAUAAACAGGAAGUGAUAUGGCGGUUGUGAAAAUGUUUGUGAAAGGUUUGAGAGAUGGCCUCAGUAGUGAUAUAUACAAUUAGUGGUGAUAAUUAGGUUCAAUUGAUAUCAUCAUUUAUGCUGACGUAUACAUGUGUGUAUGUUACUGUAAAAUUGUUUUAAAAGUGUAAAUGAAGCAAAGCUGUGAAAGAACUGAUUUGAAAGAUUCAUGUAUCUCUGUCAACAUUUAAGGAGGAAACCUCACAUCAGAUUGUUGGACAUAUUUUUGAUGUUCCUUAGUUCUGUACAGACUAUUAUCACAUGUAGAUCAAUUACGUUUUAUUCUAUUUAUUGAUAAAUAGUGAUAGGGCAUGAAUCCUGAACAAAGUAUACAGAAGUCAGAUCUGUAUACUGAGAACCUAUGUUCUCAAAGCUCUUGGAAUACAGGGAUGACUUUGUCCUGUUUAUUUCAUUAAGGGAUAACCUGACUUGAUGUUAAAUGAUUUAGCCUAGGAUCAUCUGUGUGUAUUGAACUGUGCCUACCAGCUACUGAAAGUCCUACCAAGACCUUUGAUAUCUGGAAUCUGGAAGCUCUCUGUGAAAUCCUGGAUCAUCUGAAACUGAACACUAGGAUCACGGCACAAAUUUUGCUACCCAAGUAUACCCAAAAAAUCACCGGCUGUAUCUCUUCCCUGUCUGGACGUUUGGUGAAAAAGUUUCAAAUUUGUUGUAUGGAAUAAAUAGUUUUGCUUUAAUUUAAAA